CAUUCUUUUAUUUACAAGAUGGCCUCGAGAGGGCUUGCAUUAAUGCGCAAAGUUGGCGGUGCGCUCGCUCUUGGACUGUUAUUCUACUCGGUAUUUGCAGUAGCUAAUACCGUCAACGCCGAGGCUCAUGCCGACACCCCUGUUAGUGAACUGUCCGUAGGACAGAUUGAGCAGGAAUUGCAGCACUGUCCCCUGGUGGAAUCUCUCAAUGAGCAUAAACAGGCCUUCUCCUCGGAGACGGCCAGCUUAACAUCCAGGAUCUUCUCGGUCUUGUUUCCGGGAAGCCCAGCAGUCAAUGCGAUUUUGGCGACCUUGUAUAUAUCCGGACCGCCCAACUUUCUUCUUGCGCUAUGUCCGCCUAAUAUUGACCCAUCUUCUCUGUCUGUCAUGGUGGCAUUUGCCGUUGGCGGCCUUCUGGGCGAUACCCUGUUCCAUCUUUUACCCGAAAUCUUCCUGGGAGAAGAUUCCCCGGUGCAUGUGCGAUUUGUGAUGGUUGAACCCAACAAGAACCUGCUCCUGGGCUUGGGUAUCAUGGUUGGAUUUUUCACAUUUGUUGCAAUGGAUAAGACCUUGCGUAUCGUUACGGGAGGCGACGGAGGACAUGAUCAUUCACAUGGCCACGCACAUGAAAACAGUCAAGCAGAUAAUGCAGUAGCAUCUGUGACAACGGGGUCUAAGCUAAAGGAGGGCUCUGGUUUUGAUGGCGAAUUGAAGCAGCGUAAAGUCUCCGCUGAGUCACCUUCUUCGCGCACUGAGCCGGGGAAGGACGUGAACCCCAGUGUGAAACUGGGGGGUUACCUCAACUUGAUCGCCGACUUCACCCAUAACAUCACUGACGGCCUUGCCCUAUCAUCGUCCUUUUAUGCCUCCCCUACCAUUGGCGCGACAACCACUGUUGCUGUGUUCUUCCACGAAAUCCCACAUGAAGUCGGCGACUUUGCCCUUCUCAUCCAGUCCGGCUUCUCCAAACGCAAAGCCAUGGGUGCACAAUUUGUGACAGCCCUCGGAGCUUUUCUCGGAACCUUCAUAGGCAUAGCUGUCCAGGAGCUUGGCGGUAAUAGCGAGACAGACGCAGCCGCUGGUACUGCUGGGGGUCUGUUAGGAACGAGCUUGACGUGGGGAGAUAUGCUCCUCCCUUUUACCGCGGGAACAUUUCUGUAUGUUGGUACCGUUUCUGUUAUCCCGGAACUCUUGGAGACGGGGAAAAAUAAGGGCGAAGAGAUUAGGAAGACAAUUACUCAGUUUUUGGCCGUUGCCGUUGGAGCAGGGAUUAUGCUUGGAAUUUCAUGGUCAUGAUCCUGAAAAGUGUUCGAGCGUCUGGAUAUCUCUCUCAUCGGGAUGAUUUGUCUUUCUAUGGAAAGACUUCAUAUUUACCAUUGAUUUCAACUGGGAAAUGAAAGGCCACACUGUACGGUCGAUAGAAUAUAUAGCAACUGGCUAACUGCCACA
Monascus purpureus is the source of this 1449-nucleotide messenger RNA. Lineage: Eukaryota; Fungi; Ascomycota; Eurotiomycetes; Eurotiales; Aspergillaceae. The record is from the annotation of a GenBank genome assembly.